UAAGUGAAAGUAACUGAAAGGCUUCAUGUUCCUGGCCUUUGCAACACCUAUUUGUAGACUAUGAAAAUGUAAUAAUAAACUGGCGCAUACUGACGGUAGAUUUGCCUAGAUUUCUUACCUCGGUGCCUCAGUUUGUCUCUCUUUCGGCUUUAGGCGCAGCCACACCUGAUAUCACACACCUCUACGGGGAUAUCUUGCUGAAACUCGGGGAUUUGGGUGAAGUCUCCAGCAUCUGUGUUGAAUAUCGCCUGGGUUCGUUCGUUUCCGUCCUCUGUCUGUCCCGGCGUCCGCCUCUCUCAACAUCGUUUCGAAAGUGAAAGCAGCUUGUAGGAGCAGGUCGGACGAUCUGAUGGGCUGCCCGGCUGAAACCUUACAUCCGAAAAAAACGACAAACCUUCAGUAAUCUAAACAUGUCAACACGCUCAUCUGAAAGACAACAGCAUGUGCGUGUCGAAAUGUUGAGAGAGAAACUAGACAGCCUCGCCGUCUCAGAUUACCAUGGCCUGAAAAGUCCAGGUCUGACAUGCUAUUUGAACAGCGUGCUCCAGGUGCUUUUUAUGACCGAAGACUUCCGGGAGGCCAUGAAAGGAUACCGCAGUAAAGACUCGACAACCAUCGACGCACAUCUGGGAAGAUUGUUUGAUGAUUUACAGAAAAAUGUCGCCAGAACAGAUGACAUCAUUAAGAAACUGGGAAUCAAGGACGUGUACGAGCAACAUGAUGCUGCUGAGUAUUUUGAGAAGCUCCUGCGUCUGACCAAUCCGGAGGCUACUCAGAUGUUCAAAGGAGAGCUGAAACACAAGGCCACAUGCCUCGAGUGCGAGGAAAGGAACGACUCCACGAGCUCUUUUUGGAUUCUGUCCCUCGCGGUGAAAGAUUUGCGCCAUCGGACCAACAGCGUGGGGAAAGGGUUGACGGCAUUGUUCAAGGGAGAAAAUGUCUGCAGGGACAACAAGAUGUACUGCAACCGGUGCAAUGAAAAACGAGACGCGGACUUUGGAUGUGAGAUCACACGAAGUCCGGAGAUUUUGACCCUCCUGCUGAGGAGGUUCAGCUUUGACUACAAGAGCGGGUGUUACGUCAAGCUUCACAGUGAAGUGGAAGUCCCUCAGACUUUACACAUACAGGAUUGCCAAUAUAACCUCUACGCCUUAGUUCACCACUUUGGAACUCUAAAAGGGGGCCACUACACUGCACAGAUCAAAUCUUUCGAGACUAAGGCGUGGUAUUGCUUCAAUGACACCAUUGUUGAAGGGUUCAAACAACCACCGUUUGGAGCUGGACACAAGUCUCUGAGCUCUUGUACAGCCUACUUGCUCAUGUACAGGAAGGUGAGCAGACAGGAAGCUCUCUGUGCACCUUCACAUGUCGAUGCCGAUGAGUCAGAAGGAGGAGAAGGAGGUCUUGUUCCUGAUCAUCAACGGAUGAACGAAAGCGGCAGCAGUCGGGAAAACUUGAGGCACCUGAAUGGCGCUACGUCAAAGAAGAACACUUCAAAGGUUUUGGAGAUACUGGCAAACAUUCCAAGGGAGGUGAAAAAUCAGCUAAACCAAAGAGCGGCGAGCAUGAGGGCACACAAAGAGAUGUCGCUUCAAACAGACACAGGAGCAGAUAAAGUGAGUUACAAACCGAGCUGGCAAACACCAAAGCCGGAUUUUGGAAAGCCGAAAAAAGAACAGAAAAGCCAGGAGCCAGACAGGCAGACACAGGAGCACAUGCAAGAAUGUAACACUAGAGGUCGCCACACAGUGCAGAAGGUAAACGAGUCAGCUAGGGAGAUGCAGAUGAAUGUUUUUGCAAAGACUGGGAUGAGCGUAACUGAUAGUAGCCUGACAAGAUAUGGAGUCAAACCUGCAGCAGACUCGGAGGAAAUGCAGCUUGAUGUGGCACCAACGGUGACAAAGAGAGGAAGUGCAAGUCGUAGAAUGAAAAUAAAUGCAGCACAGAGCGCUGACAAAGCCAAAACAGAGCAAUGGCGGUUUUGAAAUGAUGAGGAUAAUAUCUGAAUCUUUGAGUGGCGCAUGAUUUUUUUUGUCACUUGGAAUAACCUGUUUUCUGAAACACUGAAAAUAUUGUUUGAUUUCAUCAGUAUGACGCAUGCAAACCUCAUUAUUUGGGCCGUGCAUCCUGUGCUGCUUUCAGCUGUUAGAGAUAAACUGACUGUGAUCUGUGUUGCCUGUGUGCACUUGCAGCAUUUGUAUAAGGCGGGCACCUUGGUGAAGAAAGCCCAUCAGCGUCUCUCCCAACUCGUAUGCCUACGGGCAUGUACAUUGAGAGGGUCAUUAAGACUUCACCAACAGACUCUCAUCUCUCUCUUGUUUCAUGUAUUUGCUAGAUUCCUUUAGAUUUUAUCGUUGGAUUCAUCUUAAUUCUAUAUAUCUACUUGUUAGGCUCAUUCAGGAGUAAUCAGCACUUUCACUAUAUGUUGUACUGUGUGUGACUGUAUAUGUGACAAUAAAACUUCGUUGAUUUGAACUUUCACACACGA
Chelmon rostratus (copperband butterflyfish) is the source of this 2488-nucleotide messenger RNA. Its product is annotated as ubiquitin carboxyl-terminal hydrolase 47. Gene Ontology annotation, cellular component: cytosol; nucleus. Gene Ontology annotation, biological process: protein deubiquitination. Gene Ontology annotation, molecular function: cysteine-type deubiquitinase activity; cysteine-type endopeptidase activity. The transcript has 11 exons. The record is from RefSeq and is a predicted model, not a curated record. Lineage: Eukaryota; Metazoa; Chordata; Actinopteri; Chaetodontiformes; Chaetodontidae. The coding region runs from base 411 to 1985 and encodes 524 amino acids.